GUAGUAUAUCCAACAGCGGGAAGGACGUUCUAUUAUGGCGGGCUAGAUAAGAUGCUAGCUCUUAGCUUAUUGCACGAUUAGUCUAUAGAAUGACAUAAUACACCUAAAAGCACUCCAGAUGGAGGUGGAUACUGGCUCUAUAGCCAAAUGUGCACCGGAACUGUAUGACAUCGCUUCCACACUAGUUAACGUCGAGGAAGUCACAGAUAACAAAGCAUUCAAUGAUUUUAAACUAUCGAAGCCAACUAUCGACAUGGUCAGUUCAGUUACCGAAGCAGUAGUUUCUGAUCCAGACCCUAAGGCUCCCCAAAACCGUGAUAAUACGACUGCAGAACCUUCAGUUACCCCUGUUGUUGUGAAUAACAAUGUUGGGAAGUACCGUCUCUUACGUACUAUAGGAAAAGGAAAUUUCGCAAAAGUCAAGCUUGCUAUUCAUAUGGCCACUGGUGUGGAAGUUGCCAUAAAAAUAAUUAAUAAGACCGUCAUGGAUAAUACUCUCCUCAAACGCCUUAAACGUGAGAUAACUAUCAUGAAAGUUACAAAUCACCCAAACAUUGUCAAACUACUCGAGAUAAUUGAAAAUGAAGAUGUUCUCUGUCUUGUUAUGGAAUAUGCUAGUGGAGGUGAAAUAUUUGACUAUCUUGUCGCGAAUGGAAAGAUGUGUGAAAAGAAGGCACGUGUAAAGUUCAGACAGUUACUCUCUGCCAUGCAGUAUUGUCAUGCAAAACGAAUUGUCCAUCGAGAUCUGAAAGCAGAAAACAUCUUGCUCGACCAGAACUUAAACGUUAAGGUUGCUGAUUUUGGCUUGGCCAACACCUUCGAAUCUGAUCAAAGGUUGACUACUUUUUGUGGUAGUCCUCCAUACGCUGCUCCAGAACUGUUUUUGGGGAUUCCGUAUUAUGGACCUAGUGUAGAUAUUUGGUCUCUCGGUGUGAUUCUGUUUACUUUGGUUUUGGGACAUCUCCCGUUUGAUGCACGUGAUCUUCGUGAACUUCGGAGCAAAAUCUUGGGAUUGCACUACACUAUACCUCGUGGUGCCGUUUCUCCAGAAUGCGACACACUGUUAAGAAAAAUGUUAGUUCUUGACCCUAAAGAUCGUUCAUCUUUAAAGUCUUUGAUGCUUGACAAGUGGGUGAAUAUGGGCUACGCUCCAGAUGAUCAUCUUCGUCCCUAUAGAGAAGUACCAAAAUCCCAACUGGAUGAUAAUCGUGUGAAAGCUAUGGAAGAAAUGGGGUUUACAAGAGCUGAUCUGGAGUCAUCGGUAGUUAAUCCUGCAUUCGACCAUGUGUAUGCAACUUACCACUUAUUGCCCGAAACCCCAUCUCAGUUUGUUGAGCUUUGUAAAGACUUGGCUCCUGGAGCGGUUGUUUCACCAAAUACCAUCGCAUUACCUAACUCUCUGCUUACUCACAAUCAGGAGACUAAGUCGACUCAUAGUUGUUCUUCCGAGUCAUCAGAAUUACCUGUCUCUACGAAGCCGACUGCUAUUGGACGUUUCACAGUGGCUCCAAGUAAUAAAGUCAAUGAACCUACUAGUCAUUCUUCAUCUGGACGUUGUGCUCGGGGUAGCUUGACAUCUGAAUCUAACCAAGCUUCAGCACACCAUAAGAAUGUACAUAAUUUUGAAUAUGGGAAUCGAGAACAUCAUUCGCUUACAUCCGCACUGCCAAAUACUCUGAAACGAGCAAUAAUGCAAGUUAGUCGGAAUCUCACUGGAGGAGGAACUCCCACAACAAGUAAUGAAGAAAGUAGUAAUCGUGGUACAGCACAAUUAGUUACAGGACGUCAUAAUAAAUCCCAACCAAAAUCUUCUGGAGGUGGAAGGGAUGUUAUCACUGCAGCACCUGUUCCAAUUGGAGCUGUCAAAAAACAUGGGUUUGGUUUGUCUCAACAACAACAGACACAAAAACGUCAGCCUUUAAAUCCACAAAGUGCUUCUCAUUCUCAGAAUCCUACUGUAAGAUCCAAAAGCCCAGCUGUUCGUAAUCAUUCUUCAUCAUCUAAUACCUCUUCUGCGUCAUCGGAAAGUCAUGGAACUCAAAAAAUGAAUAAAGAAUCCUCAGUUGCAAUGAAAGCUAGUUCAGAUAUGAACUAUCGUGGUUCUAUAAACAACACUUGUCGUGAUAACGAUAAAAGCUCAUUACAAGGAACACAGAAACGAAAUAUGAUAGAUGCAAACGGAGCUAAAAUUUCUGGUUCAAGUUGUACUUCAUCUAAUUCUGGUGCUGAAAGCGAACUUCGAGAAAGGGCUACGACAAUUGUUCAAGGCGUUUGCAAAUCAGUUAAUGCUUCCUCUUUGCAUCAUCAACAUUCUACUCCUCAGUCGGUCUUAGAAGCAAAACAGGAAUUUAAAGAGAAUGAUGAUCGUUCUUGUCUAGUAGUACCGGGGAAUAAUAAUGAACUCAUUCACUUCGAACAAACUAAUCUUCGCAAUGAAAAGUCAGAACUCAGUCGUAGUUUAACAACUAUUGAUAAGACAAACCAAAUGACUAACAAUUCGGAUAAAACUGCAAAUGUUCCAUCCCUUAAUCCACAAAUUAAAGUAUUACAUACAGUCCAAGGCACAGAAGCCCUCGCUUUACGUCUUGAAGCUCUGCGUUUACAGUCUGUGAACUCAACGACCAAACCAUCUUCAAAUCCUGAGGCAGCUGCAAACAUAAUUGUGGAUUCCAGUCAUCAAGGUUCAUGGGGCCGUGGUGUUCUAAAGGCAUUAGGUGGAUUCUUUGUACAAAGGUAUGCUAGUCUUUUGUUAAUUAAAACUGUAUAUGUCCGCUGAGUUCUUAUUUUCUCGUAUCUGUUGUUUUGUUAAAGAAGAAAUAAAUUUUUCUCUAAUAUAAAGCAAACAUUUAUUCCCUUAUGUCUAGGUGAUGACUUGUUUGAAUAUACUGACAUUCAUUGAAUACAUGGAUGUAUUUAAUUCAUACAAACUGUUACACCCACAGUACGUGACAAGUCUUCAACCAGUAGAUCUACUGAAGGACGUCCGGAUAAUCAGUCGUCCACCCGACUACUUAAUAAACCACGUGAAGUCAAGUUCCCUUGGAGUGUAUAUACUACAAGCACAAAAUCAGCAGAAGAACUCCUUCAGUCCAUCAUACAUGCCCUUGAAGUCACUCCUGGUUGUCGUUAUUCACAUGACCCUCACCUUCCUUUUUUAUUGCAGUGUUCCUGGGCAGCUGAUCGACCUGCUAUCAAAAAGUCUGAUUCGGAAGCUGCUUGUAAAGAUCAAGCUAACACAUCCUUUUCUGGACCCCUUGAGGUUCCAAGUCACGGUGGACUUUUACGUGGAGAUCCGGUACAUUGGGAAAUGGAAGUAUGUCAGUUACCACGGGUUCACCUGCGUGGUGUCCGACUGAAACGAAUACGUGGAUCAACACUACAUUUUCGCCCAAUCGCUGAUCUUGUUAUGAAGUCGUUGCGUUUGUGAUACCUUAUUAGAAAUCGUUGCAAUAAAUAUACAGAUAGCUCAUGGUAAACUAUCACUUAUAUUUCAGUAAUGUAACAUGAACAAAAAAUGGAAAAAUAACUUCAAACCUUAUAGAACCAGUUCAUUGGCUUAAUAUAUUUCAUUUAUUUUAUGCGUCCCGUUUUUACUAUACUGAUGUCAAACUUGGUAUGCAGUUUUAAUGACUGCUUCCCUACACAUGUUAUUUAAAAAAUAUGCAAAAUGAGACUUCAUUUCAGAUUCAAUCACAAUCCCAUGUACAGUUUUAUCUACCGGUUCACAAAAUUUGAAACUCCAGUUCAUCAUUUGUGUUUUGUUUUGAAACAUUAAUUUACCAAUAAUUAUUUUCUGUUAUCCAUUCAGUCUAUCACAUUUUCUUUUAUCGAUUUCUUUGCUUCUCUCUUUCUGAUAUUUUUACUAGAUUAACUCAUUCUUUUGCAAUUCUGUAAAAUUAUAGGUUGUUUGGAAUAUAUAUAUUUGCACAUAUAUAUUUGCUAUCACUAGUUAUUUUUAUUUCCCAUUAAUACACACUCUAUCGCUCACAGUAUAGUGCUCCUUCUCUUUACUGUAUUCUUAACUAUUUUCCUAUGUAAAUGUUUAGACGAUUAACUUUCAUCUCGUUCCGUAUAAAAACUUUCAAAUUAACGUAAUAAAUGAUCUUUUUAACAUAGAUUAAAGUCUCGUACGUAUGAUACUGAUACGCUUAAUAAUAUUCUGAUUCACUUAAUAUUUUACGCGUUAAUCUAUAAUAACUAUUAUUAUUAUUACUAUUAAGGUUUCAAUUUCACAUGCAUAAAUAUUUCUGUAUUUAUCUGCCUUGUGGUUUCUCAGUCUAUCUAUUAUUUUUUUCUUUAAAUCUACUGUACUACUAUCAAUAAAUCUUUUAAUUAAGAUUAAUAUUUAUUUGUGAAAUUUACGGUUUGUCAGUUAUUUGACUUAAAUGAUUUAUUAUCUUUCUAAUUAUAACUCAAUUUUCUAAAUAUUCUCAAGAAGUUAAGCACAAUAUAGACCUAGUGUCAUUAUAUUAGGCUGAAUAACAUCGAAUGUUCUUUUCAUAAUUUGUUUCGAUAGAACUACUCAAGUUCUUAAUACACCUUGUUUUCUUAGAUUCCAUUUCCCAAUCAAGCUAAGUUUCGCAUGUAUGAAAUAUAUCUCAUAGUAAAUUUAGUUCAAAACAUUAGAUUAAUCGCAUAUUUCAGGUAGUCGCUUUGAGAAUAAUCUUUAUAUCGUCGUAACCUCCACAUUACAAUUUCUAAUAUACAGAGUAUUGAUCAAUG
Molecule: messenger RNA, 4722 nt
Organism: Schistosoma bovis
Lineage: Eukaryota; Metazoa; Platyhelminthes; Trematoda; Strigeidida; Schistosomatidae
Source: the annotation of a GenBank genome assembly